Molecule: messenger RNA, 2721 nt
Organism: Ziziphus jujuba (common jujube)
Lineage: Eukaryota; Viridiplantae; Streptophyta; Magnoliopsida; Rosales; Rhamnaceae
Product: probable leucine-rich repeat receptor-like protein kinase At1g35710
Exons: 2
Coding region: 1-2721 (906 amino acids)
Biological process (GO): protein phosphorylation
Cellular component (GO): plasma membrane
Molecular function (GO): protein kinase activity; ATP binding; protein binding
Source: RefSeq, a predicted model, not a curated record
AUGGCAAUCUUCAAUGAACUUUUAGUGCUACUCAAAUCUUUCUUAAUCAUCACCAUCACCAUUAAUAAUCUGUUGUUUCCUCGUCCCUAUACCGCAGCAAUUCUACACAAUUCUUCAAAUGGUACAUCUGAAGAAGCCGAAGCACUUCUCAAAUGGAAGGACAGCCUUGACAAUCCAACUCAAUCUCUUAUCUCCUCGUGGAAGCUGCAUGGUCCUAACAAUGGAAGCCCUUGUGAAUGGGUUGGAAUCAACUGUGAUCAUGAGUUGGGAAGCGUCCUUGGUAUAAACCUUACAAGAUGUAAUCUCAAAGCUACGCUCCAACACUUGAGCUUCUCAUCCUUUCCCAACUUACUCACCUUUGUGCUGUCCGAUAACUUGCUUUAUGGAAGCAUACCUUCCAGCAUCAGUAACCUCACCAAGCUCAACCACCUUGACUUGAGUGGCAAUCAUCUCUCUGGAAAUUUUCCAUCCGAGAUAGGUCUUUUGAAGAGUCUAAAUUUCCUUCAUGUAGAUGUAAACAAUCUAAGUGGCUCUCUACCACAUGAAAUAGGCAUGUUGGGGUCUCUUAAGGUAUUUGUUGGAGAUGCAAGUGGCCUUUCAGGUUCAAUUCCUACAUCGAUUGGAAACCUGAGCAGCUUAACCACUCUGCUCCUUCAAAAUGGCAAAUUCUCUGGUUCCAUCCCUUUUGAAAUUGGACAGCUUAAAUCUCUCACCAAACUUUCCUUUUUUAACAACAGUCUUACUGGCUCAAUCCCUGCAUCCAUUGGAAACUUGAGCAGUUUAACCAUUAUAAAUUUUUUUGAAAAUCAACUUAGCGGACCCAUCCCUCAUGAAAUUGGACAGCUUAAAUCUCUUGCUGAGCUUAACUUAGGUAUCAACCAUCUCAGUGGCACAAUUCCUGCGUCCAUUGGAUUGCUGAGCAAGUUAACCUAUUUGACCCUUGGAGAAAACAAUAUUGUUGGAUCGAUUCCUGGAGAAAUUGGACGAUUGAAAGCUCUUACAGUGCUUAACUUGUAUGGCAAUCAACUCACAGGCACAAUUCCAAAGUCCAUUGGAAACAUGAGCAGUUUAACCGUCUUAAGCCUUGCUUUUAACAAAAUAAGAGGAUCCAUCCCUCGAGAAUUGGAACAGCUUAAAUCUCUUACCAAUCUUUACUUGCAGCACACCCAUUUAACUGGCUUAUUCCCUGCAUUCAUUGCAAACCUGAGCAAGCUAACCGAAUUUGGCCUUAACAAAAACGAAAUUUCUGGAACCAUCCCUCAUGAACUAGGACAACUUAUAUCACUUGAGCAUCUUGCCUUGGCCGAAAAUCAUCUCUCUGGCUCAAUCCCUGCUUCCAUUGGAAACCUCACAUCUGUUACCUAUUUUAGCGUGUUUACUAACAACCUUGUAGGUUCCAUUCCUCCGGAAAUGAAUAACCUUACACACAUGAAAAAUUUCUCCGUCGGUGGCAACAUCUUGUCUGGUUACUUCCCGGAAAAUAUUUGUAUUGGUGGUCAGCUAAUGUGGUUUGAAGCAUCUGAUAGCUACUUCAAAGGUUCCAUUCCAAAAAGCAUGAAAAACUGCAGCACCUUGAUUGCAGUUUCUCUUGAUGGUAAUCAACUAACAGGAGACAUAUCGAAAGAUUUUGGAAUAUAUCCCAACUUGGAGAUGAUGGUGUUGAGCAACAACAUGUUUGUUGGUGAACUUACUGGAAAUUGGGGACAAUGUCCUAAACUUAGUAUGUUGAUCAUCUCCAACAAUAAAAUUUCUGGUCCAAUACCUCCUGAACUAGGGAAAGCUUCCCAAUUGCAUUGGCUUGACCUGUCUUCGAAUCGUCUGGAAGGGAAAAUUCCAAUGGAAUUAGGACAACUGAAGUUGUUAUUCAGGCUCCAACUCCAUAAUAAUACACUUACCGACAACAUUCCUGAAGAAAUUGGAAUGUUGUCUGACCUUCAAGAGCUUAACCUUGCAACAAACAAACUAGGUGGACCAAUUCCCAUACAUUUGGAGCAGUGUUUUAAACUACUGCACUUGAACUUGCAAAACAACAGACUCAGUGGAACCGUUCCCUUUCAGAUUGGAAAACUGUGCUCUCUUGAAGAUCUCGAUUUAAGCCAGAAUUCGCUUGUUGGAGAGUUGCCUUUAGAACUUAAAAAUUUGCAAGUGUUGGAAACACUCAACAUUUCCCAUAACAAGCUCUCUGGCUCAAUACCAUGGUCAUUCUCCAAGAUGAGAAGCUUGAUUUCGGUUGAUGUAUCUUACAAUGAGUUAGAAGGUCCUCUCCCAAACAUCAACGCGUUCAUCAAUGCUCCAGCAACAUCAUUGCAGAAAAAUAAAGGGUUGUGCGGUGGGAAAAACUCUAGCUUGUUGAAGCCUUGUUCCACGCCUAAGAGAGAAAACAACAAAGAAACAAGAGAACCGGAAAUUGAACCUUUGUUUGCAGCAUGGGGACAUGAUGGGAAAAAGGUUCAUGAUGACAUAGUUGAAGCUACAGAAAACUUUGAUUCCAAAUAUUGCAUUGGAGUUGGAGGAUAUGGAAGUGUUUACAAAGCACUGCUAUCAACUGGUCAAGUUGUCGCUGUGAAAAAAUUCCAUGAGAGUGGUGGAGUGGCCAGUCACAAAGCUUUCGAAUACGAAGCCAAUGUGUUGACAAAAGUGCGCCAUCGGAACAUCAUUAAGCUUUAUGGAUUCUGUUCGCAUACAAGACACUCAUUUUUGGUGUAUGAAUUCAUGGAAUGA